AUGGGGAAAAUCAAAAAAUCCACUAAAAAAUUUCAGAAACAACAUUUAAAAGAAACCAUUGAAAAAAGACGUAAGGAUCGGGAAGAAUUAAUCGAAAAUGACCUUGAGGUAGAAGAAGAAGAAGAUAGUGAUGAAAUGGAAGACCUGGAUUUCGAUCAAAUAAAAACAAAUCGAAGUAGUUUAAAGUCUAAUGAAGCAUCAAAACAUAAAGAACAACUAGAUAUGCAAGUAGACAAUUCCGAUAAUGACUUGAAAGAAACUGAACUUGGUAAUGCUGAUGAUAGCAUACCGACUUUGACUACUGCAACACUUGAGAAAUUGCAAGAGGCCAUUACUCAGUCAUAUUCUUUGCGAUCUUUGCAAAAAUUGUUAUUAGCUUUUCGUGCGGCUGCUCAUAUUAAUGAUGGUGAAGAGAGACGUUAUUCGUAUAAAAUUAAUGAUCCAGCAGUAUUCAAUAAUCUUGUGGUUAUUUGCUUGAAAUAUACAACUGGGGUCUUCGAUCAUCAUUUAACUAAACAAAAUCAUAAUUUAACUAAAGAGAAACUUCCGUGUACGCAUCGAAAAUGGAAAACAUUGGAGCCCCUUGUAAAGUCCUUCUUGAGUAGUGUUCUGUAUAUGCUCAAACAAGUGACUGAAAAUGAUAUGAUUUACUUUAUUGUGAGAGAGUCAGAGAAGGCUGUCCCUUAUUACGCAUGUUUUCCUAAAUUAUCUAAACAUUACCUAAAACAACUACUUGAUAUCUGGGGAACAGCGCAAGAUAAAGCUCGAAUUGCUGCAUUUCUUAAUAUUCGCAAACUUGCAUCUGUUGCGCCACCACCUUUUAUUGACCUUUGCCUAAAGGGUAUUUAUACUACUUUUGUCCGAUAUUGCAAAGAAACUACCAUCUUUACGAUACCAUCCAUCAAUCUUAUGAGUAAUUGUGCAGUUGACAUAUAUGGAAUUAAUCUUAAAAGUUCAUAUCAAUCUGCAUUUAAUUAUAUUCGACAAUUGGCUAUUCAUCUAAGGAAUUCUAGUAAUAACAAGAGUGAAGAAACCUUUAAUGCUGUGUACAAUUGGCAAUAUAUACAUUGUAUUGAAUAUUGGUCAAAAGUGCUGGCUAAUUAUUGUGAUCAAACGCAAAGUUCUACCAAUAAUAAAGGUUCAUUACAGGAGUUAAUUUAUCCGUUAGUGCAAGUAUGCACUGGUGUAAUAAGAUUGAAUAUUACAGCACUAUACUUUCCGCUUCAUUUCCAUUGUAUUCGUAGUAUGAUUCAUCUUAUCAAAAAAACGGGAACUUUUAUCCCUCUUGCGCCAUAUCUUUUUGACAUUUUACAUUCAGCAGAAAUUCAUAGAAAACCAAAACUUGCAACCUUAAAACCUUUGGAUUUUUCAUCAAAUUUAAAAACACCAAAAGCUUAUUUACAUACAAAAGUAUAUCAGGAUGGUAUAUGCGAAGAACUUGUCGAACUAUUGUUCGAGUAUUACUCAUGUUACAGUUUGUCAAUAGCAUUUCCAGAAUUGAUAAUACCUGCCAUUAUUCAAAUGGAACAAAAUUCUAAAUUCAUAGAGCAAGAACGUUCACGAAUUGAUUUCAGUCCUAAUAAUCGAGCACAAGUUAAAGCAUUUUUAAAAAAUGUGGAUUCUGACUCAACACCACUGGGUGAAUAUGUAAAAGCAACCAGGAAACUUAAAGAACAACGCCAAAAACUGAUGGCCACA
Messenger RNA from Dentiscutata erythropus, 1698 nucleotides. The record is from the annotation of a GenBank genome assembly. Lineage: Eukaryota; Fungi; Glomeromycota; Glomeromycetes; Diversisporales; Gigasporaceae.